AUGAGUGACUUAUCCUGCCCAGACUGUCGCGACAAAUCACCUGAUAUACUGGUGGGAUGGGUACUCGAAAAUUCCGGACGCGGCACCCUGAGUCUUAUCACCACAUGUAUGAUCACAAUCUUCCUAUGCACAUGGGUAUCAAUACACCAACGCGUGUACACACGACAGCUAUUCGCAACAUCACACAAAUUUGCUCUGUUCUUCAAGGGCAUCCUUGCCCCCGAAUUCAUCGCCGUUGAAGGCUUUCAGGAAUGGGCUCAAUGUAGGAAAAUGAAAAGGGAUUGCGCGAAAUUUACGAAUGGAAGAUUUCAACUUUUUUACGGGUUUUAUAUUAGUAUGCUUGCGUUACGAUAUCGAACCCCACGAGGCAAUAAAGUCAUUUGGCCGAAUCAAUAUACUUGGCUUCUGCAGCAGAAUCUGAUCAAUUGGGAUAAUCAAGCGAGCUGGGGUCUAUCUAUUGAGGAUAUUCGUGAUAAAGCCAAGACGGAUAGUCUUGCAAAGUUCAUUGCUCUGGUACAGGUAUCUUGGUUUGUGGCGCAGAGUAUCAUCCGCGCUGCUCAUGCGCUUCCGAUUUCUCAGCUUGAGUCCAUGACUCUUGGCUACAUGCCGUUGUUUAUUGUCACGUGUUUCUUUUGGUGGAACAAACCUCAGGAUAUAAGGUCCCCCUCAAUCGUUGAGUUGCCGGAAAUGAGUUCGGAACAGCAACAGGUCUUUGAUUCGAUGGCUGUUAGCAACAAGUUUGACGAUGAAGGCUUGGAGACUCAAGUCACGUUAUGGAAUAUAUGGUAUCUUACUCCACGUGUUUUUGAGAAGGAAGAGGAAGAUAGAGCUAUACAAGAAGCUUUAUCAAAAUCUGUCCAUACUCCCCAGGAAUCAAAAAGAAAUCUAAGGCGCCAGUUCUCAUACGAAAUCCCAUUCAACGGGCGACAUGAUCUAGACCUCGAAGACAUAAAAUUUGCCAUCCGCAAAGAGGUGGUACUUGCUCGCUGGGACCCUGAACUAUAUACGUCAAAAAUCUGGCCAUUAAUCUGUCUAUUUGGUGUUUGCUUCGGAGCGAUUCAUCUCGUAUCCUGGAAUACCGUAUUUCCUACAGUUAUUGAGAUGUGGUUAUGGAGAGUUUCUGCAUUUGUCUCUAUUGGGUCAAUGAUUAUUUUCAUGCAUUUCGAGAAGGUUGUUCUGCGCUGGGAUGGGCUUGUUACUAUUAUCAGUCUGACGUCUGUGGGUUUGUAUUUUCUUAGUCGUAUUUUGAUGAUGGCCGAGGUUUUUGCUGCAUUGAGAGCGGAGGAUCCUUCUAUCUAUGAUACAGUUCAGGUCUCGACAUACUGGGUACAUUCUUUAUGA
This is a messenger RNA of Talaromyces marneffei, 1341 nucleotides long. RefSeq lists its product as uncharacterized. The record is from RefSeq and is a predicted model, not a curated record. The coding region runs from base 1 to 1341 and encodes 446 amino acids. The transcript has a single exon. NCBI's taxonomy places the organism in Eukaryota, Fungi, Ascomycota, Eurotiomycetes, Eurotiales, Trichocomaceae.